CAGAGGAAGAAACCCAAAGACGUGGGGGGCGUAUUACUCGAUACGACGUCAAGCUAAUUGCUCAAAUUCAGCUAGCCAAUCAUAUGUAACCUGGCAUGUACCGCAAGCUACUCUUUGAGGAACCAAACCAUAAAUUGCAGUUUCUGGGGUAGCUCAUGGUGGUCGAUAGCACGUAGAUAGAUCCGGAGAUUCGGACAGGACCGAGCCAAUAACCGAAGGCCCGGCAGCAGAUCAAUGGAGACGACGAGGCGCGGGAGGCGGCUCCUCGUAUCGCUCUCCUUCCUCUGCCUUGCCGUGCUGCUCGCGACGGCGUCGACGUCGCCGGCGACGGCCGGGAGGAAGCGGCGGAUGGCCGGGUUCGACUACUACGUGCUGGCGCUGCAGUGGCCGGGCAGCGUCUGCCGGCAAACCAACCACUGCUGCAGCUCCAACGGCUGCUGCCGAUCAAACCCUCUGAACUGGUUCACAAUCCAUGGGCUGUGGCCACAGUACAGCUACGGUGGGUGGCCUUCAUGCUGCAGACAAACCACCCCAUUCAACAUGAACAAGAUCGCGAUGCUGAGGCCGAUACUGGAGAGGUACUGGCCGUCCCUGUACUGCGGCGAUUCCUCCACCUGCUUCGGCAGAAGGGGCCCGUUCUGGGUGCAUGAGGUUAAGACUCAUGGAACGUGUGCUUACCCUGAAAUACAGGACGAGUACGACUACUUCUCCACCGCACUCUACCUCUACAGCAAAUACAAUGUCACCAAAGCCCUGAGGAAAGCGCACAUCUACCCACGGAAUGGCAGGAAAUACGAGGUAGGGCACAUCGUGGCCGCCAUCGACCACGCCUUCGGGAGGCUGCCGCAUAUCGUCUGCAAGAACGGCUCCGUCCAGGAGCUCAGGCUUUGCUUCCACAAGGACUACCAGCCCCGGGAUUGCGGGUCGGAGACUGACGAUGCAUGGUCGAGCAGCAGGAGGAGCCAUUGCCCUCGAUACGUCACCCUGCCAUCCUACAAAAAGUCUGCGAUGGCGAACGCCACAGAGGGAGGACUGAGGAACCGAGCGAACAACGAGCCGCGUGCGUACGGACAGAGCUAGCUGUCACGCCUGAAGCCUCACCUGUUGUCGAUAACAGCUUCAGUGAGUCCUGUAAACUAGCUAGUGGGCCGUGGGCCAGGUAAGGGGUUGGGCUUGGGUCGAGUGAGUGUCGAGUCAAUCUAUAAGACCCUGAACUUGUAAUGUCAAAGGCAUCAAAUGGAAUUUUUCGAUAAUGAGUGUUUUACUA
This is a messenger RNA of Lolium perenne, 1267 nucleotides long. Its product is annotated as ribonuclease 2. Gene Ontology annotation, biological process: RNA catabolic process. The record is from RefSeq and is a predicted model, not a curated record. Lineage: Eukaryota; Viridiplantae; Streptophyta; Magnoliopsida; Poales; Poaceae. Gene Ontology annotation, cellular component: extracellular region. Gene Ontology annotation, molecular function: RNA binding; ribonuclease T2 activity.